Molecule: messenger RNA, 4242 nt
Organism: Plasmodium vivax (malaria parasite P. vivax)
Lineage: Eukaryota; Apicomplexa; Aconoidasida; Haemosporida; Plasmodiidae
Exons: 1
Coding region: 1-4242 (1413 amino acids)
Biological process (GO): nuclear-transcribed mRNA catabolic process, nonsense-mediated decay
Cellular component (GO): exon-exon junction complex; cytoplasm
Source: RefSeq, a predicted model, not a curated record
AUGGCGUCCGCGGAAGGCUGUAGCCCCAACGUGGCUGCCGCCAACCCGGUUGCCGCGCGCGAGGCGUACCUGGCCAGCUCCCGAGAAAACGACGCACUGCGGGAAAAGGCGAUAGCGUGGCAAGGCGGAAACGAAGAGGAGGAGCGGCAGGAGCAAAGCAAAAGCCCGAUCGAAAGGAAGAAGAACGUGAGCAUAAUUCAUAUUCACAAAUUUAUUAACAAGUUGAAAAACGCAAGUGCAGCCAACUUAGAACAGAGCUACCUCCAAACGUUGCUGGAGGACAUUAAGCACCUGAACAUCUCCAAGUACUUAAGCGAAAUUUUAAACUGCGUGCUGAAUUUGAUACAUCACGUUAGGAGGUACUCAGAUCUGUUCCUUUUCGUUAGCUUCAUUCGGUAUGUGUGUGUGAACUACGAGCAUGUGAGUGAGCAUAUCGAUCGGGCCAUCUUUGCAAAAUAUUUCCGGUUGGAUGAGGAGGACAAAAAUUACUUUUUCCUGGUUUUCUACGAGCUGUAUAACAACGUUAGCGAGUCUAGCCUCUCCGCCAACUACGCCUUUUGCCAGUCGCCCCUCGCCCGGGGGGUCUGCAGUGGGGGGGAGUACGAGGGGGCGAAUGAAGGGGUGAACGCGGCAGCUAACGUGCCAGCAAACGUGCCUACUAACGUGGCCGCUAACGUGGGAGCUACCUCCUUGGCGAGUGAUGGGCCGAGCGCUUCCGCAAAGGGCGACGGCCUGGCGCGCCAGCUGAAGGAGCUGCGGGCCUUCCAGAAGGCAAAAGCCACGGCGGUGAAAAACCUGCACACACACCUGCGCAAGGAGGGGCGCGAAGCGGACUCGUUCCUUCUCGAGCACGACCUGUUCUCGAACGAAGGCAAGGAGACAAAAGGGUGGAAGAGCAACCUAGCGGACCAAAAGGCAUACAUAAAGGAAAUGCUAAACGAUCCGAAUCUCCUAAAAAAAAUAAAAAAAAAAAACAAAAAAAGGAGACUACUCCUCUGCAUGUACUUAGAACUGGUGCUACACAACAUCUGCAAGAAUAGGGACCUGCUAACCUACAUGUUUAUGAACAUAUCAUUUUUCUUUACUUUAAUUUUGGACGCGCAAGUGACUGAUAGGGAGAGAAUUGGCUUGACUGCACCUCCGCAGGAGAAGCGAGACGUGAGUCUUUACGCCACAAGACUGGAUGUGAUGCGCGAAGUGAAGAAGCACCUCGCGGUCAGCACGGUGGUGACGUACGACUACGUCUUCGCGAAUGCGGGCACGCUCUUCGGGGGGGGGAGCGGCAGAGCAGUCGAUGGGAGUGGCAAAGCAGUCGAUGGGAGUGGCAGAGCAGUUGAUGGGUGUGGCAGCACUGGCGGAGGAACCGUCUCGAAUGCCCCUUCCAAAGGUAUCACCGCUAACGCGGCUAACACUACUAACGCCGCUAACCACGCUAACGCGGCAAACGAGGCUAACCCCGCGCUGCGGCUGGGCGAGGUGAAAAGCCACGUGGUGAACCUCCUGCGCGUGUUCCACCACAGCAGCAUGGCCAACCUGCUGGUGUACCUCUACGGGGAGCACCUCAUCAACGAGUACAGCAGCGGCAGGAAGAAGAGCCCCUGCCAGACGGAGGACUAUAACUUUUUUAGUGUAUACGAUAGGUGCGAGAAGCUGUGUUGCUUCUUAGGGUUGGAAGUCCCCAGUCUGGACGCCAUUCAAGUGGUGGGCAUCGACCUGCUGGGGAUGAAGGACGCCAGCGUCAAUCACAUAAAGCUGUUUGAUAAGAUGAAGAACAACAGCCGGAAGGAUAAGGACGGGCCGGGCGACGAGACCAUCUGCUUCUGGGCCAACGAGGAGGAGAAGGCCUUCUACACCAAGUUCCCCGACUACUCCAGCAUCAACAUCGCGCUGCAUGAGGACGAGGAGGGAGAGGAGGACACGGGCAUAGCGCCCACCAACGCUGCCACCCCCACCAACGCUGCCGCCCCCACUAAUGCCGCAAACCACGCCACCCCCGCUAACGCGGCCAACGCGGGCGGCCCGGAGGCCCCCGCCCGCAGGGACCCCAAGAAGGGGUUCCCGAGGUACCUGGAGAAGCUGCUGCACAUGAACAGCGAGAAGGAGCUGGAGGACCAGGUGAUGACCUUCCUGCUGAACUACAACACGAAGCGGAAGCGGAAGCUCGUGGCGAGCAGCAUCACGCACAUCAACCAGGUGGUGCUGAACCUGAUCCCCUUCUACUGCCGAUACGUAGCCAUCAUUAACGUCUACAGAAAGGACAUGGCGCUGGCUGUCCUCGAGGAGGUAAAGCGAAUAACAGAAAAGCUAAUUAAGGAGAAACUGCCUUGCCAAAAUAAAAAAACAAAAUGCAUAAAGUACCUCUGCGAGUUGGCCAAGUUUAAGCUGCUAGACAUCACAUACAUUUUGGACGUCCUACAUUUGCUAAAUGAAAAUUUUACCCCCGAUCACGCGGAGCUGUCACUGUACAUUUUGGAGAGCUGCUCCCUCCUCCUGAUUAACAACUCAAAGACACACAUACGCUUUAUAAAUAUGUUGCAGAAAAUAAAAAAAAUGAAAAGCUCCAGGAAUCUAUCCACCUCGUUUGAUCUACUCUUCGAAGAGUGUUGCAUCAAGAUAGAGCAAGAAUUUGAUCCGAACAAAAAAAAUUUAAAAAAAAAAAAAACAAAAUCAAAAUAUACAGAGGAGAAUCAAAAAAAAAAAAACUUUUUAAAAAAGUUGCUUUUCCAUGAUAUAGAGGAAGUUCCAGUGGAGGAGAUUAGCACCCACAUGAGGAAGUUCAAUUGGGACGACCUGUUUUUUACUUGCCUGUUUAGAAAGUACAUUUUUAAAUUUCUUGCCUACAUGAGCAUCUACCAAAUAGGGAGUUUGGCAUCUCUUUUGUUUUACAUCGCCAUGCACAGGCCCUGCUUCGUCACCCAAGUUAUUGAUGAGCUGUAUGAGCGCAUCGUGCACAUCAUCGAGAGGAACGAUUUUAAAAGGUUCAAUUUGCUCAUUCAGUAUGCUCACUUAUUUUCGGAGCUUUUCAUUUAUAGGAUGCUCAGCUCGAGCAGUGUAUUAGACCUGCUGUACUUUUUGGUGGCCCUUUCCGAUGCGGACAUGGCCAACUCCCACCACGUGGCGAGCAUCCACCGGCUCUUCCACGAGAACCGCCGCGAGGCGCUGGCGUGGCGGGGGAGUUCUGCGGGGAGCCAGCCGGGAAGGGGAGGCACCUUUGAGGGCGCCACGUUUGAGGGUGCCACGUUGGAGAGAGCCACGUUUGAGGAUGCCGCGUUUAGGGACACCCCUUUCGGAGAGGCCGCCUUUCAGGACGCCGCUUUCCAUGGGGACCACUUCCCCCGCGGCGACUACGCAAACCCGCUGCACAAGCUCCUGCUCAUCAACAAGCGCAGCCCCGUGUUCCUCAACCUGCUGCAGGACCCCGACUGCAGCAGCUUUAUUAACAUCAAGAUGAUCUGCAUCAUCGUGGAGCGCUGUGGAAAGUACUUCCAGAAUGCCCCCCUCCUGAAGUUCAAACUCACCAAGUUCUUUUUAAUCUUCGCCAGAUUUCUCCGCGUGCAGGAACCCCUCCCCGUGUAUGUUACAGAUCUAACCAAUAACGUCUUCGAUAUGUUUUGCAGAGACAUGCGGGCGCUGGCAACGGUGAGGCAGGUGGACAAGUACCUCCUCCGGCUGCUAGCGUGUGAGUACCGAGUGUACCUCAGCACCAACCCCCCGUGCGGCAUCACCGGGGGCGGUGCUUCUCAUGGGGGAGACUCCCCCCCGCUUGUCACCGAAGAAGAACUAACCUUUCGACUCGACGCGGAAGAUGCAGCGGAGCAGCACAACGACGCAGGCCGGGAGAAGCUGAAGGGGAACACCCGCAGGGGGGGAAGCGGGCCGCAGGCCAAAACGGGUCAGUACGCCCACGGGGGUGCCUACUGGGAUGGCUACGGAGGUGGCUACCAAGAUCGCUACGCGGGUGGCUACCAAGAUCGCUACGCAGGCACACGGGUGCGGGGCACCACAGCAGAGGACGGCGUCCCCAAGGAGAAGGACCAGCGGGGCAGCCACCCCAAUCAGGAGGACGCAACUGCCGACGAAGACAUCGACGAGGAAAUUAACGCAAUAAUUAAGUCAUCCAUUUUGGAAAACCGGUCUUGCCAGAGCAGGAGGGCCGCCCCGCAGAACAUCAAGAACGCCACGCUGUAUGGCAAGCUGCUCGGCCGGGCGGGCAUCCCGGUCGGCGCCAAGUGUGCCAAGUGA